AUGCGAGAGAUCCCACCAGACACCCCAACUGUUUCCACACCACUUGGUGACUUCCCUUGGACACCUGGACAAUGGCUCAAACUAGAGUCAGUGGACGAUGACAGCACAGGCGAGGACAUGCAGACUUUUCCAGACCAGACAUUUGAGGUGUACAAUACCGCAAUGGCUCAAAUCGCUGGACUGUCCGAUAUCAAGAUUUUAGAGCCGUUGACCUUUAGGCUGAAAGUGGACUGGGGCACUGCGACAGAGAAAGAAAAGCAGAUGUGCGAAGAGAAAGUUGACGACGCCUGUCGGGCAGUGUGUAAAGUGAUCGCACCAAGCUCUAGCGAGGAGUUGCUGAAAUCGUACGUGAAGCGUGCUUCCAGGUCAGAUAAAGAGGUCGAGGCACUGACGUCAGCCUACAGGCAAGCACCAACCAAGAAUCUGAAAACACAGAUCCUAAGUAUAUAUGCCUUGCGCUAUACGUCAAACGAACUGAAGGCAAUGCACGCGCCCUUUGAGAAGCUCAGUGAUCGCCAAAUAAAGAAAGCAAGAACACAUGCAAAAACUGUAGGAGUUGGGCUCGAAGUUGAAAAAGUUCCUCAUUACAGGGUACGCAUUGAUAGGUCGAAACUAGAACACUUUUUGGAUUUUGUUGACCAGCCUUAUUUUUAUCAAGAUGUUUCUUUUGGAACGAGAACAGUUAAGCUGGACUCAGGUCAGCAGAUGGUUAUGCCUAACGUAGUCAGAACUGUAGGGCGUUCAACAAUGAUUGAGCAAUAUCAUCAGUGGUGCACAGAAGAAGACUAUCAGCCUUUAGGCAGGUCCACCUUAUACAGGAUAUUGAAAGUGCGAGAGGCAUCACAGCGCAAGUCACUCCAGGGCUUAGAUAACACGGCAUCAAGUGGAGCAGAAGGCUUUGACACCCUCAAUAAAAUAGUGGAUGACUUGGAGCAGUGUGGUGCACGCCAUAAAUGGUGCGAGGGAUCUCGGGAUAAUCUAAAGGGAGCAAAGCGCUACUUAAAAACGAGCUACCGUGCGCACUGUCGUGAAGACAGCGACAAUCUGUGUGCUGAGCACUGCAGAGAACACGCACUUAGCGAUACGCAGUGCUUAGAGUUCAAGACAUCCUGUACUCAUGAUCAUAUGGAGCUGUGUGAAAGCUGCGACAGUCUCAGGAACACACUGGGCUCUGUUUUGUCUGAGAUUAAAGGUUCACAAGAUGUCCAGUUCUACAGCAGAGACCAGCAAGAAGACAUGUUGUACGAUGCUGCUCAAGCACAGGACAUGGUUCUCCAGUGGAAGGCCCACAUCCUAAGGGCAGAGAAUCAAGAUCGCGCGAAAACUGAUGCCGUUAAUUGCCUUCAGAGUGAUACCAUUCUCAUAGUGAUGGAUUGGGCCAUGAAGUUUAUACAGAUGAAAUACCGCGAAAACAAUCAGAAUGGUAUGGAAAGCGUGGGAUGAACUGGCAUAUAAGCUGUGUCCUAUCAAAACCAGCAGACAGAGAACAGCUUGAGGUUACUUCUUAUGUGCAUCUCUUUGACAAUUGUGCCCAAGACUCUUACACAGUUUACGCGAUAAUUAAGCAUCUCUUGAAGACUCUGAAAAUCGCCAACCCGCACAUCAGCAAAGCCUUGCUGCGUUCAGAUGGAGCUGGAUGUUAUCACAACAACAACCUGAUUGCUGCUUUGAAUGAGGUUCACGUUCAUACUGGCAUAAGUGUGUUAAGGUAAUUGCUUUAUUGUUUAUAUCUCUUAUUGUACAUCGUAAACAUUUUACUACUCCGAGAUAUCAGCUCAAGGAACAAACAUGCUACAUUCAUAUAUUUCAUAACCUCUGUGCGCUAAGUAGCCACGUGCGUAUUUUUUAUUCUCCAUUGCGUUUCACUGCAGAGAUCAUAAACUCGUCACUCUGGAUACCGAAAUAUGCAUGCGCCGGAUGUGAUUUGUAUAAAAGAAAACGGGGAAAGUAAAAUUCAAUUCUUAUCAAGGGGGAUGUUUGUUUCGAUACUUUAAGGAUUAAUCAGAUAACAACAACUUCCAGUAAGCGCUUUCACCCUUGAUUUCUAGGUAUGACUUUUCGGAGCCGCAGUUCGGGAAGGAUGUGUGCGACCGCAUCAUCAGCCCCCUGAAGGGCGUGGUCAGACGCUUCUGUAACGAGGGUAAUGAUAUCCUGUCGGCGGCAGACAUGCGUGAAGCGCUCAAGGUCCGACCAGUGAAGGGAUGCACAGCUGCUGUUUGCGAGAUAGAGCGCACUGAUCAAGAAAUCAAGGUAAACCGCAUCCCAAACUUUAGCACCUUUCACAACUUUUCAUAUGAGGGAACUGGGCUGCGAAUGUGGAAAGCCUAUGAUAUUGGAGCUGGAAAACUCGUGCUGUGGUCAGACCUAGACGUCCAAGUUCCCGGUGCAAUAACCUUGAAACCUGCCACCAACCAACUACAGUUCUGGGAUGUUCAACCUAGGUGUGUAAAACUACAAGGAAAGACGAACCAAAGUGUAAAGCUUGACACAGAAACUGCGCUAUUCGAAUGCAACGAAGCCGGCUGCUCACAUUCAUUCGAUAACUAUGAUGCCUUACAGGACCACAUCAACUUUGGCAAUCAUGAUCCCAUCAGCACAAAUCAAGAAAGUGUUUACGACAAGUUGCGUCGCGAGUGGGUUCGGAAAUUCUCAGCAAUGUCAGUAAGUGAGCAGAAACCGAAGCAGCCUACAUCAGCAAAAAAGCACUAUGACAGCAACUCAUGCGGAGUCUUCUGAAGCCGGAUGGGCCUUGCAGAAACCGAGGGGUAGUGGGACAAGGUUCUCAGAGAACGUAAAGUUAUAUCUCCAAGCCCGAUUUGACGUCGGAGUACAAACUGGAAGAAAGUCUGAUCCAGUUCAAGUGUCAGCGGAUAUGAGAAGCGCCAAAAACCAAGACGGCACUAGAAAAUUCUCGAGAGACGCAGUGGCUGACGAAGAUACAAGUUCAAGCCUUCUUUUCCCGACUUGCUGCAGCGCAGAAGAAACAGGUGACUCAGAGACACGUGGAAAAAGACGACGAAAAUACUCUGCUGGAUGA
Porites lobata is the source of this 3037-nucleotide messenger RNA. Lineage: Eukaryota; Metazoa; Cnidaria; Anthozoa; Scleractinia; Poritidae. The record is from the annotation of a GenBank genome assembly.